CCCCGCCCUCCCCGGGGGGCACCCGCCCUCAACCAGUUUGGCAGGGCAGGCCUGGUCUGGAGAUGGGCGGGGAGCCCUGAGCCUCCGCGCCUUCCUGGGCGCCUCCUCCCGCCCCCAGCCGCCCGCCGGACACCCAGGCCUCGCCGAGCCGGACGCCGGGCGCUCGAGGCCCGGGAGUCGGCGUCCCCGGGGGAGACCCCCCAAGAAGGGUGCGCGGCCCCGGUAGCCCGCCCGACGGCCGUCCGGGCGGGGAGCCCUCCCCGGGGCGGGGCCAUGCCGCCUGGUGCCCGCUGAGGCCCCCACCAUGGCCCGCUCGCUGACCUGGUGCUGCUGCCCCUGCUGCCUGACCGAGGAUGAGAAGGCGGCGGCCCGGAUCGACCAGGACAUCAACAGGAUCCUGCUGGAGCAGAAGAAGAGGGACCGCGGGGAGCUGAAGCUGCUGCUUCUGGGUGAGCGGGCGGGUGGGGUGAAAACGUUCAUCAAGCAGAUGCGCAUCAUCCACGGGGCGGGCUACUCGGAGGAGGAGCGCAAGGGCUUCCGGCCCCUCAUCUACCAGAACAUCUUCGUGUCCAUGCAGGCCAUGAUCGAGGCCAUGGACUGGCUGCAGAUUCCGUUCAGCAGGCCCGAGAGCAGGAUCGAGACUAUGUCCCCUCAGAACCACAGCUACCUGUCCCACCUGGAGCGCAUCACUGAGGAGGACUACAUCCCCACGGCACAGGACGUGCUCCGGAGCCGCAUGCCCACCACCGGCAUCAAUGAGUACUGCUUCUCCGUGCAGAAGACCAACCUGCGGAUCGUGGACGUCGGGGGCCAGAGGUCGGAACGGAAGAAGUGGAUCCACUGCUUUGAGAACGUGAUCGCCCUCAUCUACCUGGCCUCGCUCAGCGAGUAUGACCAGUGUCUGGAGGAGAACAACCAAGAGAACCGGAUGAAGGAGAGCCUGGCCCUGUUCGGCACUAUCCUGGAACUGCCCUGGUUCAAAAGCACGUCCGUCAUCCUCUUCCUCAACAAAACUGACAUCCUAGAAGAGAAGAUCUCCACCUCCCACUUGGCUACCUACUUCCCCAGUUUCCAGGGCCCGAAGCAGGACGUGGAGGCAGCCAAGAAGUUCAUCCUGGACAUGUACACUAGAAUGUACUCCAGCUGCGUGGACAGCGCCGACGGGAGCAGGAAGGGUCCGCGCUCCAGGAGACUCUUCAGCCACUACACGUGCGCCACGGACACGCAGAACAUCCGCAAGGUCUUCAAGGACGUGCGGGACUCGGUCCUGGCCCGCUACCUGGACGAGAUCAACCUGCUGUGAGCCAGGCCCCGCUGCCCCCGGGCUCAGACCCGCGCGUGGCAGGCGGGACCUGCGGGCGGACCGGUGCUCAGGGAGCCCAGAUGCCGCUUGUCGCUCGGCCCCAGGUCCAGGUGGCCGAAGGGCUGUGAGUGAGUCAGAGGUUGACGGCGGCGGGUCGUCGUCCCCCUCCUGUCUCUGCCCCUCACUAGGACAUCCCCUGGGUUUGCCCCCCCCCCUUGACUCAGUUUACCUCCUCGGAAAGGGAGGGCAAGGGCCACUUGGGAUGCCAGGGUCGGGGGAAAAGUGGGGCGAGCGGAGGAUGUAGGAUCUCUCCUGGGCAGAGGCCGGGACCUCCGCGGAGGGGCUGCCCCAGCCCGGUGACGGGGGAGUGGGCCUUCCAUCGAGGGACCGGACUCUGGCGCCCCCUGGCGGACAUGAAGCGGCACCGACCCGCUGAGGCCUGGGUAGCGCGGGGACUUCCUGUUCCCGGCUGGAAAAGCGCCCCGGAAAACGCUGUCCCUUUCACGAUCUGAGGCUCACAGGGUGUCCUGCCCUGUUUACAGACGAGGGAACCUGAGGCCCACAGGCAUCCCCCCGCUUCCCAGGCUGGGGGCCGGGCGCACCGCAACAUCCCUUCUGUAUUUAUUCCCUCCCCUUCUGUUGCGCCCCUCGCAGGACAUUAAAGAAACGACAUUCUGGAC
This is a messenger RNA of Puma concolor (puma), 1983 nucleotides long. Lineage: Eukaryota; Metazoa; Chordata; Mammalia; Carnivora; Felidae. The record is from RefSeq and is a predicted model, not a curated record.